Mus musculus (house mouse) is the source of this 4596-nucleotide messenger RNA. RefSeq names its product predicted gene, 38667. The record is from RefSeq and is marked validated. Bases 96 to 2852 code for a protein of 918 amino acids. Lineage: Eukaryota; Metazoa; Chordata; Mammalia; Rodentia; Muridae. The transcript has 4 exons.
UUGGGCUUCACUCUUCGGUUGCUCCACAAUGGCCAGCAUCUCGGGACUGGAAUGAAGAAAUAAAAAACCUCCAGAAUUUGGGAUAACUGUCGCGAAUGAGAAUAAAACGUCAGCAAUUUGAAAUGGUAAACCUGAGAGGAUACAACUGGAAGAGCCAACAAUUACUCCUGUUCCUGAUAAUUGUGGCAGCCUGGGAGGCAGGGAGCGGCCAGCUCCACUACUCCGUCCCAGAGGAAGCCAAACACGGCACCUUCGUGGGCCGCAUCGCGCAGGACCUGGGGCUGGAGCUGACGGAGCUGGUGCCCCGCCUGUUCAGGGUGGCGUCCAAGGACCGCGGGGACCUUCUGGAGGUAAAUCUUCAGAAUGGCAUUUUGUUUGUGAAUUCUCGCAUCGACCGGGAGGAACUGUGCGGGCGGAGCGCGGAGUGUAGCAUCCACCUGGAGGUGAUCGUGGACAGGCCGCUGCAGGUUUUCCACGUGGAGGUGGAGGUGAAGGACAUUAAUGACAACCCUCCCAUGUUUCCAGCGACACAAAAGGCUCUGUUUAUCCUGGAGUCCAGACUGCUUGACUCGCGGUUUCCACUAGAGGGCGCGUCAGAUGCAGAUGUCGGUUCCAAUGCUCUGCUGACUUACAGACUGAGCACCAAUGAACAUUUCUCUCUGGAUGUACCGCCCAACCACGAGCAGGUGAAACCUCUUGGGCUGGUUUUGCGGAAACCUUUAGACAGAGAAGAAGCUGCAGAGAUUCGCUUAUUGCUCACGGCCACCGACGGAGGCAAACCGGAGCUGACAGGCACCGUUCAAUUACUCAUCACCGUGCUGGAUGUCAAUGACAAUGCUCCAGUUUUUGACAGAUCUCUGUAUACUGUGAAAUUGCCAGAAAACGUUCCAAAUGGAACAUUGGUAAUCAAAGUCAAUGCCUCAGAUUUGGACGAAGGCGUGAAUGGGGACGUUAUGUACUCAUUUUCUAGUGAUGUUUCUUCAGAUAUAAAAUCCAAGUUCCACAUGGACACUGUGAGUGGAGAGAUUACAGUUAUAGGAAUUAUUGAUUUCGAAGAGAGUAAAGCUUACAAGAUUCCAUUGGAGGCACGUGAUAAAGGGUUCCCACAACUGCCUGGACACUGUACCAUUCUUGUGGAAGUUGUAGAUGCUAAUGACAACGCUCCACAGUUGACGGUUAGUUCCUUGUCUCUCCCAGUAUCCGAGGACAGUCAACCUGGAAGAGUCGUCACUUUAAUUAGCGUAUUUGACCGUGAUUCCGGUGCCAAUGGGCAGGUGACCUGCUCCCUGACUCCUCAUAUCCCCUUCAAGCUGGUGUCCACAUUCAAAAAUUACUAUUCGCUCGUGCUGGACAGUGCUCUGGACCGAGAGACCAUCGCUAACUAUGAUGUGAUUGUGACCGCUCGCGAUGGCGGUUCGCCCUCCCUGUGGGCCACGGCCAGCGUGUCCGUGGAGGUGGCUGAUGUGAACGACAAUGCUCCACUGUUUGCGCAGCCUGAAUACACGGUGUUCGUGAAGGAGAACAACCCGCCUGGUGCGCACAUCUUUACAGUGUCAGCGAUGGAUGCUGAUGCGCAGGAGAAUGCGCUGGUGUCCUACUCGCUGGUGGAACGGAGGGUGGGCGAGCGCUUGCUGUCGAGCUAUGUGUCUGUGCACGCGGAGAGCGGCAAGGUGUUCGCUCUGCAGCCUCUGGACCAUGAGGAGCUGGAACUGCUGCAGUUCCAGGUGAGCGCGCGGGAUGCUGGUGUGCCUGCCCUGGGCAGCAAUGUGACUCUGCAGGUGUUUGUACUGGACGAGAACGACAAUGCACCUACCCUGCUGGGGCCUUUGGCUAACGGGGUUGGUGGCACAAUGAAUGAGGUAGUAUCAAGAGCUUUGGUGCCUGGUCAGGUUGUGGCGAAAGUCCGGGCCGUAGAUGAGGACUCUGGAUACAAUGCGUGGUUGUCUUUUGAGCUGCAGCCAGUUGCGGGUGGAGUUCGUAGUCCCUUCCGUGUAGGCCUGUACACAGGAGAAAUCAGCACGACACGUGCUCUGGAGGAGACAGAUGCCUUGCGGCAGUGCUUGUUAGUGUUGGUGAAAGAUCACGGAGAACCUUCUCUGACCGCCACAGCCACGGUGUUGCUUUCUCUGGUAGACAGCGGCCAAACACAGAAGGUCUCAUCUAAGGUGUCAGCUGGAGCCUCCAGAGUGGAUCAGAGGCUGGUGGAUGUCAACGUGUACCUGAUCAUCGCCAUCUGCGCGGUGUCCAGCCUGUUGGUGCUCACGCUACUGCUGUACACAGCGCUGCGCUGUUCGGCGACGCCCACCGAUGGAGCCUGUGCUCCAGGGAAGCCCAUGCUGGUGUGCUCCAGCGCGGUGGGGAGCUGGUCAUACUCGCAGCAGAGGCGACAGAGAGUGUGCUCUGGAGAAGGCCCACCCAAGACCGACCUCAUGGCCUUCAGCCCCAGCCUACCUCAGGGUCCCAGCUCUACAGAUAACCAAGCCCCGCCCAACACUGACUGGCGUUUCUCUCAAGCCCAGAGACCCGGCACGAGCGGAUCCCAAAAUGGUGAUGAAACUGGCACCUGGCCCAACAACCAGUUUGAUACAGAGAUGCUGCAAGCCAUGAUCUUGGCCUCUGCCAGCGAAGCUGCUGAUGGGAGCUCUACCCUGGGAGGGGGCGCUGGCACCAUGGGUCUGAGCGCUCGAUACGGACCCCAGUUUACCCUGCAGCACGUGCCUGACUACCGCCAGAACGUGUACAUCCCUGGCAGCAAUGCCACGCUGACCAAUGCCGCUGGCAAACGAGAUGGCAAGGCUCCAGCAGGUGGUAAUGGCAACAAGAAGAAAUCGGGCAAGAAAGAGAAGAAGUAAUAUGGAGGCCAGGCCUUGAACCACAAGGCAGCCUCCCUCCCCAGCCAGUCCAGCUCGUCCUUACUUGUACCCAGGCCUCAGAAUUUCAGGGCUCACCCCAGGAUACUGGUAGGAGCCAGGGCCAUGCUCCCCGUUGGGAAACAGAAACACGUGCCCAAGCCAACACCCCCUCUCUAUACCCUAGGGAGUUGAAUAUGCAAAGAGAGUUCUGCUGGGACCCCCCUAUUCAAUCAGUGAUUGUACCCACAUGGGUAGCAGGGUUUGUGUGUGUGGACAUACACACACACACACACACACACACACACAAACCAUGCCACACUCCCUUAGUUACAGCUGAACUCCUCCAUCUUCCAACCCAGGCAGGCUUAUCCAUCUCCUGCCGCCCUCUCCCCACCCCACCCACUCCUUCAGUCCCUCUCUUUGAGCAAGGUAGCUGGGCUGUUGGGGUGACCGGUGAGCUAAGCCGGCUCCUAGUUCUGAACGGUAGGGAGAGUAUUACAAUCUUUUGGCCUCUCCUUCAGUUCAGCUUUCCCCCAAAGCAUGGUUUGGUACCAGUCUUCUCUUUUCCUUCCAGAGCCUGAGACCAAUGCUUAAGUUUUGGGGGAACAGGCACCCUCCCUCUGGUACUGAUGAUGCUUGCUGGAUUUUGGGAAGGCAUUUUGCUACUAAGCCUCUUUUCAAUGCCUGGGGACAACUAGUCUUUUGUUUUUCAUUGUUUGAUGUUCCCACUGCAUGCUGUGACUUCCCUACACCUCAAAGAAGAGACUCCUUUGCAUGUCUGGAGACAGUAGGGGGUGGUAAACUAAAGGGAAGUUGAGAGUGUAUACUGCUGGGAGUGGGGCAGUGGACAAAACAGCCUGUUAAUAGGGUCUUGCAAGGGGCUCUGUAUGUACCCAGGGGACUGGCUCAAUCCUCACAUUCUAGCCAUAGACAAACACCAGGCCAGACCCCUCCAUUCUGGUUCAGCCUGGGCAGCUUGGGCUGAGCCACCAGGACCAAUGGAUUUAAGCUGACAUUUCAGUCCAAGACGACGACUUCUAAGUGAGUUUAAGACCAGAGAGGAAAGAGGGGCCUCUGUGGGUGCUGGGUACUCCAGAGGUGCCCUUGGUGGGAGGACCAGUGGUCUUAGCAGGAAGGGGGGCCCAGCAAGGUCAUUCUUGGACCCUGGGUCUAGUCCAGUAGCUAGAAAAAGGGACCAAGUGGCCAUAAAGUCCCAGCCAAUGAUGGGGCUUUUCCAGUGGGCCCCUGUAGACCUCAAGCCCCUGGCCUCCACCUUACCAGGUGCCAUUUCUUCUCAGAAGGCCACUGCCCAGGCCCCCAGGCCGCCCCCUUGUGGCCAGAGAACGGUUAAAGCCCCCCAGUGCCUCCUUGUGCAUAGAACUUCCUCUGCCCUAGCCCUUACAGUAGUGUAGAAGAUCCCCCUCCCCCGCUGGUGUAGAAUAGCCAAUAGUAUAGUGUGGUGUGCUUUUACGUGAUGGCGAGUGGGCAGCGGGCGGUGGGCUGUACACAGCCGUCUGUCCUUUGAAUCUCAAUCUGCCUGCGCGGCCCGUGCUGUGUUUUGUGCUGUGUCCACACGCUGCGGCGACCCCUCCCUGUACUGACUUCUCUAUAAAAAGCUUCUCUUCGCAUAGUCACGUAGCUCCUGCCCAUCCCCCUUCCGAUAUCUCUCGCAAGUUUUAUACUCUAAUAUUUAUAUGGCUUUUUUCUUCGAAAAUUAAAAAUAAAAAAAUGGUUUCUUCUGAAA